AUGGCCAUCAUGACUAACAGGAGUAGCGAUACGGAUCUAUUUGUGUUUGAAGAUUACAACCAGCGAAUUGCUAUAGCCAUUAUCCUCUGUAUCAUCUUCAUUGUGGGAGCCAUCGGCAACACACUCGUCAUCACCGCCGUAGGGCUUUCCCGUAAACUUCGCUCAUCCACCAACUGGUUGGUCGUCAACUUGGGCUGUUCCGACCUGCUUACAUGCCUCUCCCUCCCGUUUAAUGUUGUCGCCUUGCUAAGCCGUGACGGAUGGCCUUUGCCCGGUUGGAUCUGCGCUGCUAAUUCGGCCGUGAUACUGGUCUGUCUGGGUGCCAGCGUCAUGACGCUGGCCCUCAUUGCCUAUAACCGCUGCUCUUUUGGUUCUGGUACCUCACUUUGCUGGGUUGGGCCGACUGGGAUACUCUUACGAGUACAAGGCAUGCUCGCAGGAUACGUCACUUCCCACUUCAGACUUGUAUAG
Strongylocentrotus purpuratus (purple sea urchin) is the source of this 471-nucleotide messenger RNA. Its product is annotated as C5a anaphylatoxin chemotactic receptor 1-like. Gene Ontology annotation, molecular function: G protein-coupled receptor activity. NCBI's taxonomy places the organism in Eukaryota, Metazoa, Echinodermata, Echinoidea, Camarodonta, Strongylocentrotidae. Gene Ontology annotation, cellular component: membrane. Bases 1 to 471 code for a protein of 156 amino acids. Gene Ontology annotation, biological process: G protein-coupled receptor signaling pathway. The record is from RefSeq and is a predicted model, not a curated record. The transcript is spliced from 2 exons.